Xyrauchen texanus (razorback sucker) is the source of this 3692-nucleotide messenger RNA. Its product is annotated as epsin-1-like. NCBI's taxonomy places the organism in Eukaryota, Metazoa, Chordata, Actinopteri, Cypriniformes, Catostomidae. Bases 559 to 2421 code for a protein of 620 amino acids. Gene Ontology annotation, cellular component: endosome; clathrin vesicle coat; plasma membrane. Gene Ontology annotation, biological process: endocytosis. Gene Ontology annotation, molecular function: clathrin binding; phospholipid binding. The record is from RefSeq and is a predicted model, not a curated record. The transcript has 12 exons.
CGGAAGUGCCGCCAUCUCCUCGCACCAUCCGAGCAACAACAGGGUCAGUCCAGACGAUAUUUCACAAAGUUGCUCUAUGUUAUUAUUAAAAUCAGUUACAUGACACGGUGUAUAUUUAUACGACGAACAGAGCUCGAGGGGUGAUAGUUGUUAAGGAGAAUCACUAUCGUGUCUCUGUCACACUCACGCGCGUCUCUUCAUGAGUUCAGUUAGCUUAGUACCGCGCGCUCAUCUUUAAAUGAGUGUUUUUAAUCCAGCACCGUGACAGAGACAACAACAACACCACCUUCCUCUUCUCCCACCCUCCCGUCUUCACUACACCUACUCUGCUUUCCGCCUGAUCGUGUUUGAGAGAGAGAGUACCUGAGCUCAUCGUCAUUAUUUCACCCCUAAAUCUGUGCCUCUGGGGCCCCAAUGUUGCCGUGCGGAGGUUUGGAACAGUGGACAGGCAAAACACUGAGAGCUCUGUGACCCUGACUUGAGCACGUGUGCAGAGACUGGGGUGGGGGGGGACCGACACUCACAGAUUUAGCAGAACCUGAUAGCCAGCCUGUUGCCAUGUCGACAUCAUCACUACGGCGGCAAGUGAAGAACAUGGUUCACAAUUUCUCAGAAGCGGAGAUAAAGGUUAGGGAAGCAACAUCUAAUGACCCAUGGGGUCCUUCUAGCUCUCUUAUGUCAGAGAUUGCGGACCUGACAUACAAUGUAGUGGCCUUCUCAGAGAUCAUGAGCAUGGUCUGGAAAAGACUCAAUGACCAUGGCAAGAACUGGAGACAUGUAUAUAAAGCUAUGACUCUAAUGGAGUAUCUGAUAAAGACGGGUUCAGAGCGAGUAGCACAGCAAUGCAGGGAAAACAUCUACGCCGUUCAAACACUCAAAGACUUCCAGUAUAUAGAUAGAGAUGGCAAGGACCAGGGUGUGAAUGUACGGGAAAAAGCCAAGCAGCUGGUGACUCUGCUAAAAGAUGAGGAGAGGCUACGAGAGGAGAGGAUCCAUGCUCUGAAGACCAAAGAGAAGAUGGCACAGACCAGCAGUGCCUCUUCGGCCCCUACUGCUCCAGCUGUAGGGGGAGGACUGCACUCAGGAGCAGAUGCUGAGCAGGCAUGGCCCCAGAGCUCAGGAGAAGAGGACCUGCAGCUCCAGUUGGCUCUGGCUAUGAGCAAGGAGGAGGCGGAGCAGGAGGAGCGUCUGCGCAGGGGGGACGACCUGAGGCUGCAGAUGGCCAUCGAGGAGAGUAAGAGGGAGAAAGCCAAGCCCGAGGAGUCGUCUCUGAUGGAGUUGAGUGCGGUAGAUCCGUGGGGGGGCCCUGCAACAGGCUCUGCGGGACCCUCUCCUCCUUCCGCUCUGGCUCCUGCACCUACCGCUGGGCCUUGGGGCCCAGCUGACCCAUGGGGAGCCGUCUCCCCCGCCACUCCGCCAAGUGCUGACCCCUGGCAUGGAGCACCACCAAAAGUAGCCCCAGACCUGUGGGGUGACACUUCAUCUGGAGUGAAAUCUGACCCCUGGGCAUCUACAACUGUGACCCCUCCAAGUGCCGACCCUUGGGCUUCCUCCGUGGCAAUGGCCCCCAAUCUGCUCUCAGGGUCUUCUGAUCCCUGGGCAGCGGAUGGAGCCACCCCUGCCACUGAUGGUUUGACCUCUGACCCCUGGAGUGGCUCAGUUAAACAGACUAAUGGCACAGCAGAUCCAGAGAGAAGAGGCUCCUCAGUGACUGGUGAUGCAAGUGGUGGAGGGAGCACAGGCUCUCCAGUGCCCUUUGACCUUUCUCCACUCGGCUCCUCGCUGCCUGUUCGAAAAACACCAGAAUCAUUCUUGGGGCCCAAUGCAGCGCUUGUGGAUCUGGACUCAUUAGUAUCAUCAAAACCCAAACUAAAACAACCACCACCACCAAUCAUCUCCUCCGCAUCUCACAACCCCUUCCUACAGACACAGGGUCCUUCUUCAUCAGGAAUGGGUGUUACACCGGGAAGUACAAUUUCCAGUCGAGGGGUAUCUCCAACACCUCCUUCAACUUCUAAUCCAUUUGGCACAAACCCAAUGGCAUCUAUCUCCCCUCAACCCUCUUCACUUGGUCUAAGCCAGCUCCGUACAAGCCCUGUUCCCCCAAAUCCUAUGUUUAGUCACAUGCCUCCACCAACAGUGGGAAUGGUUCAGCCAGGGAUGGGUAUGCCAGGAAUGGGGGUCCCUAUGGUGGCCCCUGGUAUAGGCAUGGGAAUGGUACAGUCUGGUCCAAUGGGCAUGCCAUUCAGUGGAAUAUCUCCCAUGGGUCCAGCAGGAAACCCCUUGUUUAUGGUCCCGGGAGGCCCUGCGCCUCCUGCACUAAUUUUGGGUGGGCCGACAGGGGUGGGUGGAAUAAUGGGAACAGGGGGAUCUGUGGGAGGUGGAACGACAGGCGCAAGCACCAACCCUUUCCUCCUUUGAGUUUUCACCGAUCUCAUGUGCCCUGUCCAAUCAACAAUCAAUCCAAUCUUGCUCUCCCAACACAAACAGUUUGUGUGUUUGAAUUUUUUUUUUUUAAUGUGUACAUCUCUCUAUAUUUUAUGAAAAAAACUUUUUUUUUCUUUUUUUUUUCACAAAGCAUUUAAUUUUUUUUUUCAUUUUAUUUUACACAGUGUUUGAGGUCUAUUUAUUUCCCUUUUCAAUUUAUAUUAUAUUUGUUUUCAGAUACAAGCAUGGAUGAUUGGCAGGGGUCUUUCAGUGAUGCAGGCUGUUAAUAUAGUUAUAUGUGGAAGAUUGUUAUUGCUCAAAAAAAGAAAGUUGAAGAAAGUUGUAGGGAAAAAACAAGCCACUAAUGAACUGAUCUCAGUGAAUCAUACACAUCUUUCUCCCCCUUUCAUUGAUGGUUAAAUAAAAGAGCCGGUGAGUCUCUAAUGAUCGAGUGCAUGAAGGAUGACCGUGGGACAGGUUCACUCGGAGCGGAUUGAGAAGAAUUCAACUCUCCAUUUCAUUCACAACUCUAGUAAAAAAUCAUUCAAUAAUUGUAUUUUAAUUUAAUGUUUAAUCUUGUGUAAUUUAUUUUUAUCUUAUGUCUCUGACUCCUGGGAACAUUUAAACCAAGGAAAUUUGCACUGGAAAUUGCCAUUAAAAGAGAUGCCUGCUUGGUCUCCUUGGACCUUCGAAAUUUCAGUCUUAUACACUUGUGAGUUGCUAAAGGGGGCUGUCUGUGUGUUUUGGGGAGAGUCAGUGUGUGUAUGAUGACUUGUCCAAUCUUUUCACUCAGCUCACUGCUGUGCAUUUGUUGGGGUUUUAGCAGCAUAGUCUCACAAUAUGACUUGACUCAUCUUUUGUUAUAAGGGUCCUUUAUUUUCAAUUAUUCAUUUGUGUAGUUCUCUUCAACUCUUGUAAGAAUCAAAGCAUUAAUUCAACAUCUUUUCAUGUGAGAAGCGAUGACUGUCCUUGAAUUUCACUUCACCUUUUUCCUUUUGGAUUUACACAAAAUGGGGAGAGUUAAGUGUUUAUGCUUAUGCUUUUUAAAAAUAAAAAUAAAAUGGGCCUGAAUGACUAAGUGAAAUCAUACUACAAAAAUUGGGGAAUGAAUGAUAUAAUCCAUGCUGUAAUUCUUUAUUUACUUUCAAUGAAUUAUUUUAUAAAUGAAAAUGACAUAUUUCUAUAAUAUUGACUAUGGUCAGAAAUUGUGUGGUGUUGACUUUAAAAAUAAAAUAAAGUGGGAAAAAAAUAAUGAAAUGUAAAAU